AUGUCGCGGCCAGAACUACAAGCCCCGCCAGAAAUUUACUAUGGCGACGUGGAAGCAAAAAAGUACACAAAAAAUACACGGAAUCAGCAGAUCCAGGCUGACAUGACAUAUCGAGCGCUGGAACUACUGAAUCUACUGCCCGACGAGCCGGCCAUGUUGCUGGAUAUCGGAUGUGGAUCCGGGCUGUCUGGUGAGAUUCUUGACGAAGAAGGAUAUAUAUGGACAGGUGUCGAUAUCGCUCCCAGUAUGCUUGAGGUCGCACUUGAACGGGAAGUUGAAGGUGACCUCUUUUUGCAGGACAUUGGUCAGGGCUUUGGAUUCCGACCAGGGAGCUUUGACGGCGCUAUCAGUGUCUCUGUCUUGCAAUGGUUAUUAAACGCAGAAACAUCCCAUCCGACAUCCUCCCCACCCCAUCGUCUCAAUAGGUUCUUCACCACACUCCAUUCAGCUCUGCGGAAUCCUUCACGCGCGGUGUUUCAAUUUUACCCUUCCUCUGAUGACCAAAUUCAACUCAUCUCGUCAAUAGCCCAAAAGGCUGGAUUUGGUGGUGGUAUAGUUGUAGACUACCCAAACUCAAAGAAAGCCAAAAAAGUCUUUUUAUGUCUGUUCGUCGGUGGAGGUGGGGCGCAGCAGGUACCGCAAGGACUCGAUGGUGAGGUAGAGGAAGAUGGCAAAGCACGGUUUGAACGGCGAAGGGAGCGAGAACGGACGAGGUCGAACAGUGGAAAGAGAAAACCCAUCAAGGGCAGGGAUUGGAUAUUGAAAAAGAAGGAGCUAUAUCGAAAACGGGGCAAAGAAAGCGUUCCUCGCGACUCGAAGUUUACAGGCCGCAAACGGAAGCCUGUAUUCUGACAUUCAUAUCCUUUUGCAUUGGGUGUAUACGUACUUAGCCAUGGCUGAUAGCUUUCUUGCAUCUUUAUUAUGGUUGUGAAUUAUAAGAUAUAUACUUUUGAGUAGGGUAUUGCCAUUUCCAGACCUAUUGUCGGUGUUUUUGGGUAAAGAUGUCUUCGCAAGCUUUCAUUACUUGCUGAACAUCUGUACGAAUGAAGAGACCUUGCAGCUCUGCC
Molecule: messenger RNA, 1067 nt
Organism: Guyanagaster necrorhizus
Lineage: Eukaryota; Fungi; Basidiomycota; Agaricomycetes; Agaricales; Physalacriaceae
Product: S-adenosyl-L-methionine-dependent methyltransferase
Exons: 6
Coding region: 1-852 (283 amino acids)
Biological process (GO): rRNA (guanine-N7)-methylation
Cellular component (GO): nucleolus
Molecular function (GO): rRNA (guanine) methyltransferase activity
Source: RefSeq, a predicted model, not a curated record